Molecule: messenger RNA, 2091 nt
Organism: Patella vulgata (common limpet)
Lineage: Eukaryota; Metazoa; Mollusca; Gastropoda; Patellidae
Product: gelsolin-like protein 2
Exons: 14
Coding region: 206-1306 (366 amino acids)
Molecular function (GO): actin filament binding
Source: RefSeq, a predicted model, not a curated record
UAAAGGAAAUUAAAUCAACAUAGCAAAGCAACUGGUAGAAAAUAAGACCGUACGAACUUCAACCUAUCAACAAGCCAGUAAAAAUAGCUAAGUCUGACCCAGUGAGGUCAUCACAUUCUCAUUCACUCACACAGACGUCAGACUAACGGUUGAGUGAGGUCCUGUUUAAUUUUUGUUAUCAAACCAAAUCCACCAUACAGUUAUCAUGUCUGGUUUAGUUAAAGCCAAGAAAUAUGACUGGAAGGAUUCUAACUUAGCAUUAUUCGGAUCAGACACAGAAAAACAAGUUAAAAAGGAAUCAGCUGAAUCAGAACCAGCAUGGGCUGGAGCUGGAACAGAAGUUGGACUAAAAAUCUGGAGAAUUGAGCAAUUUCAAGUGAAAGAUUGGGAAGAAUCUGAAUAUGGUAAAUUUUAUAAUGGUGAUUCUUACAUUGUUUUAAAUACAUACAAGGAGGGUGACUCUGAUGCGUUACUUUAUGAUGUCCAUUUCUGGAUUGGUAAAAAUAGCUCACAGGAUGAAUAUGGAACUGCAGCAUACAAGACGGUUGAACUUGAUACAUUUUUAGACGAUGCUGCAGUCCAACAUCGAGAGGUUCAAGGUCAUGAAUCUGACCUUUUCAAGUCUUAUUUCCCAGAGGGAAUUACAACCAUGGAAGGAGGAGCUAAGACUGGUUUCCGCCAUGUGGAACCUGAGGAAUAUCGUCCUCGUCUUUUACAUUUCUCUGGUCAAAAACGUAAUAUCACCAUCAGGGAGAUUCCUCUGUGUAGAGAUCUUGUUAAAUCCAGUGAUGUAUAUAUUCUUGAUAAGGGUCUCAAACUCUUCCAAUUCAAUGGUGCUGAUUGCAGCAAAGACGAAAAAUUCAAGGCCAUGCAGUAUUUGAUUAAAUUGAAGGGUGAACGAGGUAAUGCUGAUUCUGAAACAUUAGAUGAAGCCGAGACAUCCAGUAGUCAUGAAUUCUUUGACAGUUUAACAGAUAGUGUACCGGAAGAAAAUGAUAGUGAUGAUGAAGAUGAUGAUGAUGACAACGUUCUUUACAGAUAUUCCAGUGGUAGUUUUGAUAAAGUUAAAGAAGGUGAACCAGUUACACGUGAUGAUCUCGCUGAUGAUGAUGUAUUUGUAUUUGAUUCGGGUAAAGAAGUGUUUGUUGUUGUUGGUAAAAACGCAUCUACUGAAGAGAAGAGAAAUGGUUUACCUUAUGCUCAUACAUAUCUCUGCAUACAUGAUGAAAAGCGAUUUGGUCGUCCAGUUACUGUUGUUACAACUGGACAGCGAUGUCCUGCAUUAGAUGCUGCAUUAGCAGCUUAGAAACAAAAAUGUAUAUGUACAUAAUAUUAGUGUUGCCAUGGUGUUGCCAUGGUUGAUAAUUACAUAUUGCCAUCGUAACAAGAAGAAUCUCAAUGGGGACGAAUAGAAAUGAACAAUAGAAUAGCUUAUUUUCUAAUAUUAGCCACACUAACACUUAUUUAUAUACUUUAGAUAUGUUUAUAAUGGCAUGAUAAAUUAUAAACUACCACCUAUGCAAUAAAAAUGGAUGUUGUAUUUUUAUUUUUUGUACUGUAUGGUUUAUAGUUUGUUAGUUUUGUCUUUUAAGCUUUUCAGUGCAAUAGUUUAUGUAUUAAAAUCGAAAUUGGUAAUAAUUAAUAAAACAUAUCGUUCAAUUUAAUUAAACCUUUUAUAAAAUGCUUUCUGUCAAUACAGAUAUUCCUGUUUUUUAUUUUAAUAAGUUUUAUUUUGAUGAAAUCAUAUGUAAUUCACAUGUUGAAGUGCUAUUGUUAUGACCAAAUUUGCAUAUUUUAAUAAUCUGAAUCAUGAUGUUAAAUUUGUCACAAAACAGAUUCAGUCAUGUUGCUUUCAAUAAUAUUCAUUCUAAGUAAACAUUCUAGGUAACUUUCACAAUAUGUCUUUCAUUGAUGGUGUUUUUGUUUCUUGUGGGUUUUUUUUGCUUUCACAAUUUUCAUUUUCUUAAGUAAUUUAUUUUAUGCAGACAAAUCACUGUGUAUUUUUCUCUCUAUUUUUUUUGUAGAUUUUGUUUAUAUUUUACUAACACAUGGUGCAUGUAAAAAAUAAAAUACAAUUAUUUUCAUGAGAAA